UGUAGCUAAAUCGUCUAUCACUUUAAAUUUUCUCAGCUGUAUUUUUUUUUAGUUAUUGGCAGGUAAAAAAAAUUAAACAUGGGUAACAAAGUAAACCGUGCUCAUUUGGAGGGUGCCAAAAAAACUGGUUGCUUAAAUUUAUCCGAUUCAAAUAUGAAAGAGUUACCUCCUCAACUUAUAAGAAUGGCUGAUUGUCUAAGAAAUUUAGAUAUAUCCCAUAAUAAAUUAAAUAAAUUACCUUCAAAUAUGGAAACCUUUGUAACUUUAAAAAUUCUUAAUAUAUCUUUUUGUAAUUUAAAGGAAUUGCCAAAUUCAAUAAAUACACUUGUAAAACUUGAAAAUUUGAUUGCAAACAAUAAUGAUAUAGCACAAUUGCCAGACACAUUUGUAGCCUUAAAAAAUUUGAAAAAUUUAUCACUUAAUCUUAAUAAAUUUAAAAUGUUUCCACAACAAAUAUUAUCACUAGGCUCAUUAACUACUUUGGAUUUAUCUAACAAUCUAAUUGUAAAAUUACCGAAUGAAAUUGAAUUAAUACAAUGCAUUGAAAUAAAUCUCAACUAUAAUCAAUUGACUCAACUCCCUGAGGGUUUAUCAAAAUGCCCAAGAUUAAAAGUUAUAAGGUUAGAACAUAAUAGCCUUACACCCCACUCAAUCCCUCCUUCAAUAUUUAGAGACUCUACACUCUGUAUUAUUUCCUUAGAUGGUAACAAAUUUUUGCACAAAGAUCUACAAAAUUCACCUGGUUAUAGUGAGUACAUGGAAAGGUAUACACUAAACAAGAAGAAAUACGAAUACUGAAGAUUUCCUCAAGAAACAAAAUCAUUAUUGGGUUUUUUAUAUUCGAGUUUAUAGCUAGCUUUUCCCUUUAUUUCCGUUAUUUAUUUCUGUAAAUAUUUAUUUUGCGCAAAAGAAAAAUCGCUCUAUAAUUUUUAAUAAAUUAUUAUAACGAAAUAAAAACAU
Gordionus sp. m RMFG-2023 is the source of this 960-nucleotide messenger RNA. RefSeq names its product leucine-rich repeat-containing protein 57-like. The transcript is spliced from 5 exons. NCBI's taxonomy places the organism in Eukaryota, Metazoa, Nematomorpha, Gordioida, Chordodea, Parachordodidae. The record is from RefSeq and is a predicted model, not a curated record. Bases 79 to 798 code for a protein of 239 amino acids. Gene Ontology annotation, molecular function: protein binding.